Molecule: messenger RNA, 3870 nt
Organism: Aspergillus mulundensis
Lineage: Eukaryota; Fungi; Ascomycota; Eurotiomycetes; Eurotiales; Aspergillaceae
Exons: 5
Coding region: 1-3870 (1289 amino acids)
Biological process (GO): carbohydrate metabolic process
Molecular function (GO): hydrolase activity, hydrolyzing O-glycosyl compounds; chitin binding
Source: RefSeq, a predicted model, not a curated record
AUGCAUCCCCUGGGAUCCUCAGCAAUUUCCUUUUUCGCGUUUGUUGUUCUUUCUAUCCUCUUCUUAGUUCGUGCUCAGGAUUGCAGCACGCUUAGCCCGUGUGCAACUGGCUGUUGCAACAAAUUCGGCUACUGCGGCGUAGGGGAUGACUACUGUGGUUCCGACUGCGUUGCCAGCUGUGACUAUCGGCCAGAGUGCGACGCCUCAAACCCUUGCGCCACCGGAUGCUGCAACAAGUUUGGAUACUGCGGCCUAGGGCCUAACUAUUGCGCAGAGGACGUCUGCGUGGCCGGCUGUGAAAGGCGUGCUGAGUGCGACCCCGGCGGCUAUGGCGAGUUUGCAGAUAGUGCCAAGUGCCCGCUGAAUGUCUGUUGCUCCAAGUUUGGAUUUUGUGGUACUACGAAGGACUUUUGCGGGACCAAGAAAGUGCGCCGUCCUUCUUGCAACAAGAAAAACGGGCUGAGUCGCGUGGUCGGCUACUAUGAGGGAUGGAGCAUGCAGCGCUUCUGCAACGACUUCUACCCGGAACAGAUUCCAGUCGGGGUGUACACGCAUUUGAACUAUGCGUUCGCAUCAAUCGACCCGGAAACAUUCGAAAUUCUUGCUCCGAGCUCAUAUGAGAGCGAUAUGAUGAGGCGGCUCACUGCGCUCAAGAGAUCGGACCCCGACCUUAAGGUCUUUAUUGCAGUGGGUGGCUGGACAUUUAAUGACCCCGGACCUACUGCCACUGUUUUCUCCGAUAUGGCACGAUCCCCUAGAAAUCGACAAGCAUUCUUCAGGUCCUUGCUAAGUUUCAUGUCAACAUACGGCUUCGAUGGUAUUGACCUUGACUGGGAGUACCCAGUGGCAGAUGAUCGAAGCGGGCGCCCUGAGGACUAUGAAAACUUCGUGGACUUGAUUGCCAACUUGAAAACAUUCUUGAAGAGCUCGGGGGGGCGUCAUGGGCUUAGCAUCACGCUUCCAGCAUCAUACUGGUACCUGCAACACUUUGACAUCGCCAAGUUACAAUACUGGGUCGACUUUUUUAACAUCAUGUCAUACGACCUGCACGGAGCCUGGGAUCGCAACAAUAAAUGGCUUGAGCCGGAGUUGAACUCUCACACGAAUUUGACGGAGAUCACUAACGCCCUUGAUCUGCUAUGGCGCAAUGACAUUGACCCGGAGAAGGUGGUCUUGGGUAUUGCAUUCUAUGCCCGCGUAUUCUCCGCCUCGAGCGCCAGCUGCAUGGAGCCAGGCUGCAAAUUCGAGUCCGGCGGAAAUGCAGGACGCUGCAGCAACGAGGUUGGCAUCCUGCUCAACUCCGAGAUUGUGGAGAUCAUGGACGAACUCCAGGUAAAACCGACGUUUGACAAGGAAGCCGCGGUGAAGAUCCUAAAGUUCGACAGCAACCAGUGGCUCACAUACGAUGAUGCGGAGACCUUCAAGCUGAAGGCAGAGUUUGCAAGCAGCCAGUGCCUGGGCGGGGUCAUGGUGUGGGCGGUUUCCCACGAUCUUCCGUACGGGAAUUACUCGCGCGCACUGGGCGAGGCUGCGAAUCGCAAGGUCAAAGCGAUAGCGUUGGGCGCUCAGUCCGGGGACGCCGAAACGCGCACGGUUUACCCGCAGUGCAAGUGGACGAAUUGCUGGGAGAAUUGUCCCGCAGGCUGGACGCUCGUGCAGCGCACAGAUGACGAUGCUGGCGACAACCAAGGCAUGGUUGAUCACACUGGAUGCCAGAAGGGGACCGACCAUUUCUUCUGCUGUCCACCCGAUGCUGAGGUCCCCAAGUGCGGCUGGUAUGGGCACCGCAACGGAAAGUGCAACGGGAAGGACAACUGCCCCUCGGGCAUGCUGGAAGUUGGCUCCAAUACCGAGCACUGCGAGAAUAACAACUACCAAGCCGCCUGCUGCACCUACGACACCCCAAGCAUGAAGCUCUAUUCGCAGUGCAAGUGGGGUCAGUCCCCCGACUGUGAUAAGGGCACUUGCUCCAACAGUCUCGUCGCGAACUCCAGCACUGGUACUGGUGGGGACUACUGCUCAUACCGGAAGUACUGGGAAGAUGCAGUAGGAAACUAUGCUACCUACCAGGAGAGAAAGUAUUGCUGUGACCAAGAGGACAACAGCAAGUGGGAGGAUUGUGAGUGGUAUGAUAGCUACGGCCUUCUUCGCAUCGCUGAAGGCACCGAUCUGGAGAACUACUGUUGGAGUAAUUGUCCAAGCGAUACGGUGCGGGUGGCCAUGGAGACCAGAAAUGGUUGCGAAGCGGCAGACGGUGGCCGAGUGCGAUGCUGCAAGCCUAAGCACCUUACCAUCAAGAAGCGCUCUGCCGACGACUAUACUGACGAGAAUAAAGUCCUGGACGGGCAGGUGCAAGACUUUCUGGACGAUCCCACCUGCGGGUUGGAGCAGCACCUGCGUCUAAAGCGUAGUUGGACGGACGACGUAUACAUUCCGGAUGACGCUUCUCUAGGUAAGUUUACCUCUGUGAUCCACUUUGCUGGGGGAGUCGGAGAUUAUCUCGCUCGGGGUGCUGACACGUACAAUGCAGAUAUACAUGGGAGGUCAUCGUCGCCUCAACUUGCUCGCCGCGCGACCGCUGUGGCGGAGCAUGCGAUUGAGUAUCUACUUCUCUAUAUACUUACCAGCCCACCAGGAUUGACUGAUUCGCAACGAAUGCACAUGUGGGAGUUCCGUGUUCAAGCCGACUACCGGCAUCUGUCAGCUGCCAAUAUUCGCGACUAUGCAUACCGCACGAUAGAUACCCUGCGAGAUGGGUACGAUGCCUUUGUGACAAUGAUAGUGUGCAAUCUGGACUACUACAACGCACUGCUGGGGAAUGAGGAUUUUGUGCUGGACUGCGAAUGUGAAGCUGAAGGCUGCUGUCUCACGGGCACCGACCCGUGCGUGGAGGAGGAGGAGGGAGUCCCCGACUCUGAAGAUGAGGAUCUGGUUGGACGAGGAAAGAAACGGCCCAUCAACCCGACCCUGGCCGAUGGGAAGAAGUUUCCAUUCUACGGGAGAACUUAUGAGGAGAGAUAUAAGGUUACGAAGAACCGCAAGCACCCGCUGCGCAGUAAAGCGUUUCACUUCGCCCUCAAAAGUAUUUGCCAUAGCGGGAGCAUGGAUGUUGUACCUAUCAAGGCAGACAAGGAAGUUGAAGAUUUUGAUGUCGAGCAUCAGCUGGAAAUGAACACCAUUGGCCAAUACGUGAAACAUGCAACCAAUGGGAAUCUCCCUUCCAAGAAGCCAGUGCCCACAGGGCUUGCAGUUCUACCGGUCAAGUAUGUCCGAGACCACCUUACUGGCAAGGUUCUUGCCAAUCCACCAAUUAUGAAGGGUGGGGAGAAGUCCAACAUUCCUCUUGUUCGGAUCAUGAACGCUCUGGGAAGUAGGACAAAUAAUGGAGACUUCACCUUGCUCUUGAAGCAGGUGAAUGGCGUGAAGUCGCGGCUUUGGAUGGGCAAGGACCCUUGGGCGGCGGAAGAUCUGGAGGAUGAGGUGGAAUCCACAGAUCCUGACGUUGCCAAUGAAGCAAUAUCAAAGAUACGUGCUGUAGUUGGGGCGAUCAGCUAUAUGAAUCACAUCAAGGUACAGCCGGUGAUGGUCAGUCAAGCGCACGAGGUUGAGAAGGAGCUCGGUCUGUCGGAUGCAGCGUGGCAGGCAAAUGGUAACGGGCAAGGCUUGGGGGUGAGAUGGUGGCGGCUAGUAUACAAGGAUCUACUUGAAACAAGAUCGGCAAAAGCAACCUCUUUCGUUGAGAGGUGGACUGAUGAGUUGAUCAAGAGAUGGGGAGUACGAACAGGCAGCGACGCGGAGCAGAUUCUGGAUGCCGCGCUGACCCUUCAAAAGGCCGAGACAAAGAUUAGGAUGAACGGGUUGAACUACUAA